Syzygium oleosum is the source of this 1782-nucleotide messenger RNA. RefSeq names its product protein COBRA-like. Gene Ontology annotation, cellular component: plasma membrane. The transcript is spliced from 6 exons. The coding region runs from base 120 to 1493 and encodes 457 amino acids. Gene Ontology annotation, biological process: plant-type cell wall cellulose biosynthetic process; cellulose microfibril organization. Lineage: Eukaryota; Viridiplantae; Streptophyta; Magnoliopsida; Myrtales; Myrtaceae. The record is from RefSeq and is a predicted model, not a curated record.
GUGAAAGAAAAAGCCAGCACCCUUGUACAUCUCUCUCUCUCUCUCUCUCUCUCUCUUCCUCUUCUUCUCCAUCUUUGCUGUGCAGAUCUUGAACCGGAGGGGCGAAAUCUGCAUCAAGAAUGGAGCCUUCCUUGCGCUCCACCGACGGCUUCAUGUCCAAGCUCGGUGGAAUCGCGGUCUUGCUCCUGUUGUUGCUCUCUUGCUCCUCUUUCCCAUCCACUGAAGCGUACGAUGCACUUGAUCCUAAUGGGAACAUCACAAUCAAGUGGGACGUAAUGAGCUGGACUCCCGAUGGUUACGUGGCUGUUGUCACAAUGUUCAACUUCCAACAAUAUCGCCAUAUACAAGCUCCGGGAUGGACAUUGGGGUGGACGUGGGCAAAGAAGGAAGUUAUAUGGAGCAUGAUGGGCAGUCAGACCACAGAGCAAGGUGAUUGCUCGAAAUACAAAGGGAACACCCCUCAUUGCUGUAAGAAGGACCCGACAGUCGUCGACCUGUUGCCAGGAACUCCUUACAAUCAGCAGAUAGCAAAUUGUUGCAAAGGUGGAGUUAUAAAUUCGUGGGUCCAGGACCCAGCAAAUGCGGCAAGUUCAUUUCAGGUCAGUGUAGGAUCUGCUGGAACAACUAACAAGACCGUGAGGCUUCCCAAAAACUUUACACUGAAAGCACCGGGACCAGGAUAUACUUGUGGACCCGCAAAGAUUGUCAGACCGACUAAAUUUGUCUCUGCUGACAAAAGGCGAACGACCCAAGCUUUAAUGACGUGGAAUGUUACUUGUACAUAUUCGCAAUUCUUAGCUCAAAAGACUCCAACCUGCUGUGUCUCUCUCUCCUCGUUCUACAAUGACACAAUAGUAAAUUGCCCUACUUGCACUUGCGGCUGUCAAAACAAUGCAACAGAUACCGGCGGCUGCGUAGAGGCAAAUUCUCCGCACUUGGCUCAAGUUGUAUCUAACUCGGGAAAGUCUGGCAGCAAUGCACCGCUAGUCCAGUGUACUAGCCAUAUGUGUCCAAUUCGAGUCCAUUGGCAUGUGAAGCUCAAUUACAAGGAGUAUUGGCGGGUGAAGAUCACGAUCACAAAUUUCAACUAUAGAAUGAACUACACCCAGUGGAAUCUCGUUGUUCAGCACCCCAACUUCGAUAAUCUCACCCAAGUUUUCAGCUUCAACUACAAGGCACUGACUCCCUAUGCAGGAUUAAAUGAUACUGCGAUGUUAUGGGGAGUCAAGUUCUACAAUGAUUUUCUCAAUGAAGCUGGGCCAUAUGGGAAUGUGCAGUCCGAGCUAUUAUUCCGAAAGGACCAAUCCACCUUUACAUUUGAAAAGGGAUGGGCUUUUCCUCGGAGGAUUUAUUUCAAUGGCGAUAACUGUGUGAUGCCGCCUCCGGAUGCCUACCCAUGGUUGCCAAAUGCCAGUCCUCGGCCAAUUUUGCCUGGACUUUUCACGUUCAUACCAAUUGUGGCAUCUACUCUGUUGUUUUUGGCUUUCGUGUGAGGACCCCAGGGACAAACUGCUAAAAUGGCUGCUCUGCUAUUCCUAUCAGGUUUACACCAAACCACAACAGGGUUAUAGCAUGAUUUGUCCAUGCAAUUGUAACACGUUCUUGUGACAAUAGCAGGUGCGAGUAGAGACGGAAACAGGGUGCUAUAGAAUCUACUACUGCGAGGUCCCUGCCACUUAGCUUAUUUAUACAUCCGGUGAUAGAAUCAUUUGUAAUCUCCUUCUGAAUAAUCUUUUGCUAUGUUAUACUGUUAUUUAUGUGGAUCAAUGUAUGUUAAGAGUA